CUCUAUCUCUCUCUCUCUCUCUCCUUCAUAUCCAAAUAUAUACUAAGCCUACACACUCAUUCAUCCAUAUAUAUAUAUACAAAUUUGUUGAAAGAAAAGGAUUAGAGUAAUUAAUGUCAGGAGUUUGGGUGUUCAAGAAUGGUGUUGUGAGGCUUGUGGAAAACCCUGGAGGAGAACCAAGCAAUGGGAAAAAGAAGGUUUUAUUUCAUGUUCCAAGUGAUCAAGUGAUAACUUCUUAUGAGAUGCUAGAGACCAAGCUUGCUGAGCUUGGAUGGGAAAGGUAUAGGAGUGAUUCACAGCUCCUUCAGUUCCACAAACACUCAUCUGUUCAUCUUAUUUCAGUUCCCAGUGAUUUCUCCAAGCUCAAGUCUGUUCAUAUGUAUGAUAUCGUCGUCAAGAGCCGUAAUAUCUUCGAGGUUCGCGAAGCUUGAUUUGCCGGAGAAGUUGAAUAUAUUGUUUAGUUUUGUGUUGCUUAAUUUCAUUCUUAAUUUUCUAUCUGCAUUGCGCUUCAUAUAUAGCAUGUGUAUAUAUAUAUAUAUCUGAUAUAUAUAUGCAUGCAAUAACUGGGACUAUAUAUAUAUGCAUGCAAUACGUGUUGUGUGUGUGUAUAUAUAUAUAUUUAUGUUUACUUUUGUUUCUUGGAAUUAAUGGGUGUGAGAAAUCAA
Molecule: messenger RNA, 665 nt
Organism: Dioscorea cayenensis subsp. rotundata (Guinea yam)
Lineage: Eukaryota; Viridiplantae; Streptophyta; Magnoliopsida; Dioscoreales; Dioscoreaceae
Product: flowering-promoting factor 1-like protein 3
Exons: 1
Coding region: 114-431 (105 amino acids)
Biological process (GO): regulation of flower development
Source: RefSeq, a predicted model, not a curated record